Molecule: messenger RNA, 1020 nt
Organism: Cajanus cajan (pigeon pea)
Lineage: Eukaryota; Viridiplantae; Streptophyta; Magnoliopsida; Fabales; Fabaceae
Source: the annotation of a RefSeq genome assembly
AUGAUAAUUGAUAUAAGAGAAAUACAAGAUAUCCAUUUUUUUUUCAGAUUGGAAUCUUUUAAAGAGGUAUAUAGAAUUAUAUGGGUAUUUGCCCCUAUUUUUAUUCUUGUAUUGGGAAUUACAAUAAGUGUACUAGCUAUUGUAUGGUUAGAAAGAGAAAUAUCCGCAGGGAUACAACAGCGUAUUGGACCUGAAUACACAGGUCCUUUUGGGGUUCUUCAAGCUUUAGCAGACGGAACAAAAUUACUUUUCAAAGAGAAUCUUAUUCCAUCUAGAGGAGAUAUUCGUUUAUUCAGUAUAGGACCAUCCAUAUCAGUCAUAUCCAUUAUAAUAAGCUAUUCAGUAAUUCCUUUUGGCUAUAACUUUGUUUUAUCUGAUCUGAGUAUUGGUGUUUUUUUAUGGAUUGCUAUUUCGAGCAUUGCUCCCAUUGGACUUCUUAUGUCAGGAUAUGGGUCAAAUAAUAAAUAUUCCUUUUUAGGUGGUCUACGAGCGGCUGCUCAAUCGAUUAGUUAUGAAAUACCAUUAACUCUAUGUGUGUUAUCGAUAUCUCUACGUGCGAUUCGUAUGGGUUUCGUCGUUUUUCUAAUUUCUUCUCUAGCAGAAUGUGAAAGAUUACCUUUUGAUUUACCGGAAGCGGAAGAAGAAUUAGUAGCGGGUUACCAAACCGAAUAUUCGGGUAUCAAAUUUGGUUUAUUUUACAUUGCUUCCUAUUUAAACCUAUUAAUUUCUUCCUUAUUUGUAACAGUUCUUUACUUGGGUGGUUCGAAUUUUUCUAUUCCGUACAUAUUCGUUUCUGAUUUUUUUGAAAUAAAUAAAGCAUAUGGAGUUUUUGUAACGAUAAUUGGUAUCUUUAUUACACUAACUAAAACUUAUUUAUUAUUAUUCGUUUCUAUCACAACAAGAUGGACUUUGCCUAGGCUAAGAAUAGACCAAUUAUUAAAUCUUGGGUGGAAGUUUCUUUUACCCAUUUCGCUCGGUAAUCUAUUAUUAACAACUUCGUCUGAACUGUUUUCACUAUAA